AUGCCCAAAAUCCUCCUCUCCGUCAACGCUGGAUCCAGCUCCGUCAAGAUAUCAGUCUACGAAGCUUCCCUUAGCCAAGAACCCCAAGAAAUCGCAGAGACGCGGAUCGACGGUCUCACGGCCCCUCCUCCUCAAUUGACAUAUAUAAGAGGAACGCAAUCGAUAUGCAAGGACAAGAAGCUAGAAGGAGAGAGGGUCGCUUCCCAAAACGACGCAUUCAAAUUCAUGCUCGAGCAGCUAAUCGCCGACAAAGACUUCUCCGCCAUCAGCAACAAAGAAGAUAUCGCCAUCGUAUGCCACCGAGUCGUGCACGGCGGCGAUUACGAGAUCCCACAGAUUAUCAACGAAGAUACAUACCACCACCUCGAAGCGCUGACCGACCUAGCACCUCUGCACAACGCUCCCGCCCUCGAGAUUGUCAAAUUCUUGUUGAAAGAGUUGCCAGAAGCGAAGAAUGUGGCAGUAUUUGAUAGUGAGUUCCACCAGAGCAUUCCGGAGCAUAUAAGGACGUACCCGAUCAAUCAGGAGAUUGCGAAGAAGAAUAAGUUGAGGAAGUAUGGGUUUCAUGGGAUUAGUUACUCGUUUAUUACGAGGAGUGUGGCGGAGUUUGUGGGGAAGAAGGAGAGUGAGACGAGUUUGAUCAUUCUCCACCUUGGGUCGGGAGCUAGUGCUUGUGCAGUGAAGAAUGGGAAGAGUUGGGAUACGUCGAUGGGCUUGACGCCUUUGGCUGGUUUGCCAGGAGCAACGAGGAGCGGCAACGUGGACCCGAGUCUCGUCUUCCACUACGCAACAAAUGUCGGGAAACUGUCUCCUUCCUCGACGGAAUCGCUCCACAUCUCCCGUGCCGAAGAGAUCCUCAACAAGGAAAGCGGAUGGAACGCGCUCACCGGAACCACAAACUUCGGCACCAUUGCCUCCUCAGACGACCCGAAAAUGAACCUCGCCUUCGAUAUCUUCGUUGACAGAAUUCUUGGAUAUGUAGGGAGUUACUAUGUUUCGCUACGUGGGAAAGUGGACGCUUUGGUAUUCGCAGGUGGAAUCGGCGAGAAGAGCGACCUGCUGAGAAAGAGAGUGACGGAUGAGGCGAGCUGUUUGGGGUUUGAGAUUGAUGAGGAAUUGAAUGGGAAGAAGGUUAAAGAUGUAGUACAGGAGGUGGGGAAGAAAGAAGCAAAGCAUAGGACUUUGGUUUGCAAGACAAACGAGCAGUUUGAGAUGGCGAGGUUUGUUGCGGUUGAUGAGAAGUUGUUUGGGUAA
Hyaloscypha bicolor E is the source of this 1254-nucleotide messenger RNA. Its product is annotated as acetate kinase-like protein. The transcript is spliced from 2 exons. The record is from RefSeq and is a predicted model, not a curated record. Bases 1 to 1254 code for a protein of 417 amino acids. Gene Ontology annotation, biological process: acetate metabolic process; phosphorylation. NCBI's taxonomy places the organism in Eukaryota, Fungi, Ascomycota, Leotiomycetes, Helotiales, Hyaloscyphaceae. Gene Ontology annotation, molecular function: acetate kinase activity.